GCACAGCUGCGAUUGUCAGCUGUUCAAUAUGGAACGAUAGCAAAGUGCAGUCACUUGUAGGAGUCGGUCAACGUCGGACACAACCAGCCAGCCAACCAGUAGUCGAACGAGCGAGUCCUCGUAUUAUCGUGUGCGAGAGUGAAUGCGAGCUGAAGAGACAAAGAUAGGCGGAGAGUGAAAGAGAAUAAGGAUCACGCCGUGCAAACGGCCGUAGAAGAGAGAGCGUUCGCGUACGCGCGCCACUUGUACGAUUUAUGCGAGAUCCCACGCCAGAUCAACCUGGAUGUAUUAACGCAGGGGCUAAAAUACAGCAUAUCAGGACUAAUGAACCUCGCAACAAAUCAGGCGUCCGACACGACGUCCGACACGCAGAGUAAUGGUCCGUACUUUGUUAACUUCAAUCAGGACUGCACAUCUUUGGCAGUAGGAUCAAAGUCAGGAUAUAAACUUUAUUCUAUCAGUUCUACUGGCCAUCUUGAAAAAAUAUAUGAAAAUGAUGAUACAGACUUUGAGGAUAUAUGUAUUGUUGAGCGAUUAUUUAGCAGCAGUUUGGUGGCAAUUGUUAGUCUUAAAUCCCCUCGUACGCUGACAGUAUGCCACUUUAGGAAAGGAACAGAAAUAUGCAACUACAGUUACUCAAAUACAAUUUUGGCUGUGAAACUCAACAGAGCGAGAUUGGUGGUAUGUCUGGAAGAAUCAUUAUACAUUCAUAAUAUACGAGAUAUGAAAGUGCUGCACACAAUUCGUGAUACUCCACCUAAUCUUACAGGCCUUUGCACGCUUUCACCAAAUAGUGACAAUUGUUAUUUAGCUUAUCCAGGUUCGAAUACGAUUGGAGAAGUGCAAAUAUUUGAUGCAAUCCAUCUUCAAGCCAAAACAAUGAUACCUGCACAUGAUAGUCCAUUGGCAGCAAUCGCUUUCAGUUCAACUGGCACCAAAGUGGCAACAGCUUCUGAGAAGGGCACAGUGAUUAGAGUUUUUGAUGUUCAUGAAGGUACAAAGUUAUUCGAAUUUCGACGUGGAGUUAAAAGAUGCGUCACGAUAAAUAGUCUUUCUUUUAGUAUGGACUCUAUGUGGCUUUGUUGUUCUAGUAAUACAGAAACUGUGCAUAUAUUCAAAUUGGAAGAACCAAAGGAAACGCCAAAUAAACAAACUGCAGAUGAAGCACAAACCUGGAUGGGAUAUUUUACAAAGGCUGUGACAGCAUCAGCUACGUAUUUGCCAUCACAAGUGACUGAUGUUUUUACUCAAGGACGUGCUUUCGCCAGCGUCCAUCUACCGUUUCAAGGAUUGAAAAAUGUCUGUGCCAUCACUGUAACACACAAAGUACCAAAACUGUUAGUAGCCAGUGCAGAUGGUUACUUGUAUGUCUACUCUGUAGAUUUAACAGAAAGUGGAUGUUGCGCCCUUAUAAAACAACAUAGAUUAGAUGAUAAGGAUCGAGAUGAGUCAGAUUGUGGCGGUUCCAGUUCUGGAGCAACAGCUACUGCAAAUAGUACAAAUACAGCCUGCAUAAAUAGCUACGCGGGUGUGUUGCGUGGCCGUUCGCCAGACUCCAUGUCAGAGUCUGAGAAGUAUCAGGAGAUGAUAGCAGCGACGGAAAGCCCACCGAAAGGCAGCGGUACGUUUCGCCUGGAUGAUGAUACUGAAUUUCCACCUGUCACGCAAAGGACAGACUGAGCGUAACAUACACAUACGCAAUUAAGGCAUAUCAAAAGCUCAAGACAAGCGGAGAUAUGAAAACCGUGUAAGACCAACGAUCGUGAUGAGCGAAAGGACAAAAAGGCAGAAUGCAGAUGUCCAAUAUUUACACAGACGGCCGUAUAUCCAGUACUUCAAGUUCAAUAGAACUAAAUCUGUAGGCGAUAUUACCGAGAAUGUUACAUAUCUAAAAUAUGCAUUAAAGAUUUAAAUGAAAUGCGUCGCUAAGAGUGUCGAAAAAAUCGAUUUUUUAUAUAAUAGUUUGAAAAAAUCGAUGUAUAUUGCAGGAGAAAAAAAGGAAAUGCCUUUGAGGUGACACUCUCGGUCAUAUUACUGGGCUAUCAGAUUAAGCAAAAUUUUUUUCAUCAGUUCAUUCGUUAAUCAAAUAUCAUAUUUGUCCAAACAAAUGUAAUAUCGUGCAAAGAAUAUAGUAAUCCAAUGAUAAUGAUUUUAUCAUAAGAAUUAUGGGGCAAAAAAUCUUUUACACAGAAAUAUAUACAGCUCUAAUUUAGAUCGAUAUAUUAAUAUAUACUAAAUAUUAUACUGGCCAAUUGCAGUUAUCCUAUUCUUAGGAAUGGUUACGAUUAGCCAGUGUAGUACUCAGUACGUAUUAAAGUCGGUAUAAACUAGGCCACAAAAGAAGUCACAUUUGUGUGUCAGCAGUUAUUUUUACCAUUCUAUAUGGACAAAUAUUUGUACAAAAAAUAUGCGUUUUUACAUAGCCUAAGACAUUCAACAGUUUCUAGUUUCGGAAUUUUACUCUGAAUUAGCGUAAAUUGUUUUACGUUCAUUUUAACAAAUGACAUGUCUGUAUUAAACGGAUCGAAAAACGAUAAUUGCGAUCUAUUCAAAUCAACAUGUGAAAAUAUUAUCUCUUGAAAUAAUUGAUAUAACGUAAGCAGAUAUAUCCUAUUUAAAGUGUUGACCUUUUUUACAAAUCCAUAAUAACGGUUAAGACAAGUUGAGUUCAUUCCAAUGCUGAGAUAGAUAUUCAUAAUGUAUGAAAUAUGUAAAUAAAUUUUUACCGUUAUAUUCAUUCGUUCUAUUUAUAUAAAUUGUGUCUAAAGAUCAAUAGACACGAAAUUGAUUUCCUUCUUAUUCUAUCACAUGAAAAUCACACAAAUGGUUGAAUGAAUUUUCGCGAAAUUUAGAACAUGUUUGAGCAUUAAAUAUAGCUCACAUUUAUUUCAUUGCACGUUUUUUAUUGGAUUACUAUAUUUUUAGCGACAAAAUCAUUUUUGUUCAACAAUGGAAGUCUUCUUUUCAGAUAAAAAUGUAAAGAUUAUAAAUAUGGAAAAUUAUUGAAUUAUGAGAUUUAGUUAUAAUUCUUGUAAAAGAUCUUUCAACAUACGUUAGCUUUUUAUGGAAGAAGUGAUCAAGUAUAAUUUUACCAAAAAUAUUAAUUGUCAUACUUUGUUGGCAUUUAGUUUCAAAAGCACUUCAAUUUUUACAUGUUAAUUGUGAGAUAUGUGAUGACAAAUGAUAAAAAGAUAAGAUGUUUAAAAGCGAUGAAAAAAAGCUUCAUUCCAGUUUGUUUCUUUAAAAAAUCCAAGAUAAUUUUAGACAAGUUAUCAUAUCAACAGGAUAAUUGUCGAUUAUUACAAUAUUGAAUUUUAAAUUCAAUAAAAAUUUUAUAUCUUAUUAUCAAACAUUACCAUGCUGUAUUUUAUGCUUUAUAGCAGACAGAUGUUAUGUAUAUGUAAUUGUAUCAAAUGUGCAAUAAGUCUUCUUUAGCGUUUUUUCGGAUUAUUGAAAAUUAUCAUGACAUGUUUGUAAUUUGUAUAAAUAGCUAACUAAUAAUAGGAACAGAUAACCUUCGAUAUACUUGUGUUAAUACCGACUCGAGUUUGAUUGUGAAUAAAGUUUCUUCUCUGAUCGGUGCCAAUUUACCAGAAUGUAAGACGACACUGGCGCUGGCGAAGAUAUUUUAUCGUUAUAUAAUUACGUAAAGUACAGACGCGUUUUUUUCCUAAUUCUUUGUAGCAUAUUGCAUGUAAUUUAAUGUAUCUUAUAAUAUAUCUGAUUACAAUAGAAAGGUUCUUUUGUGUGAAUUGAAGUAUACGGCGCGAUCGUAUGAAUAUGUCAGUAUCAUAGAUCGAUGAUGUGUCAUGUCGUUACGGCGGUUUUAUACUAACGAGUUUUAUUUGGUAAAUAAUCUUACUUUUAUAAAGAUAUAAAUAAAUGCAUUGGUUCACAACCAAUUGUACAUAUGAACGUGCUAAGGCUUAAACUUUGAACGUCAUUGCGUAUGAAGUUUCAUAUUAAUACAUGUGAUUGUGCUGGUCUGGAAAAUAGAAAAAAAAUACUGAGUC
This is a messenger RNA of Cataglyphis hispanica, 4013 nucleotides long. It is a transcript of the gene Atg18a, whose product is annotated as WD repeat domain phosphoinositide-interacting protein 2. Bases 325 to 1680 code for a protein of 451 amino acids. Gene Ontology annotation, molecular function: protein binding; phosphatidylinositol-3,5-bisphosphate binding; phosphatidylinositol-3-phosphate binding. Gene Ontology annotation, biological process: autophagy of mitochondrion; protein localization to phagophore assembly site; protein lipidation. The record is from RefSeq and is a predicted model, not a curated record. Lineage: Eukaryota; Metazoa; Arthropoda; Insecta; Hymenoptera; Formicidae. The transcript has 11 exons. Gene Ontology annotation, cellular component: cytosol; extrinsic component of membrane; phagophore assembly site membrane.